Talaromyces atroroseus is the source of this 318-nucleotide messenger RNA. RefSeq lists its product as hypothetical. The coding region runs from base 1 to 318 and encodes 105 amino acids. The record is from RefSeq and is a predicted model, not a curated record. The transcript is spliced from 4 exons. NCBI's taxonomy places the organism in Eukaryota, Fungi, Ascomycota, Eurotiomycetes, Eurotiales, Trichocomaceae.
AUGGGUGUGCCAUUCGAGGCUCUGAUUCCUUAUGGAAUCAUCAUCGGCAUGUACUGCGUUACCGGAGCUGGCCUUGCUGUCACGAAAUAUGUUGCGAACGAUGGCAAGAAGGCAAGGUGGAACAGAGACGUUUGGGACAAAGUAGGCUUGACUUAUCUCCUCGCAGAGACCCUCUCGUUGAUGCUAACAAUCCAACAGCAAAUGAUGGAGAGAGAUUACCGGAUAACCGGUACUUUGAGAGGCCAAUCCACCAACGCCGAAGCACCCACUGGCUUCGAAGUCAGCAAUCCAUGGAAGCUCGAGAAGAGGCAAUAUUAA